CCGACGGGAAUCGACCAGGAAAGGCCAAACAGCACUCGAGUAGACACCGCCCUCUCGCCGCCGCGCCUCCGACCCAACCACACACGCGCCACCACCCGCCGUCGCAGGGAGCAGCCGCUUGAUAAUGAUGAUGGCGGCGCCGUACCACCAGCCGACGACGCUCGAGGAGGUCCGCACGCUCUGGAUCGGCGACCUCCAGUUCUGGGCCGACGAGGCCUACCUCUACAACUGCUUCGCACACACCGGUGAGGUGCAAUCGGUAAAAAUAAUACGCAACAAAGUAACAAACCUCCCAGAGGGUUAUGGAUUCAUAGAAUUCAUUUCACACGAAGCUGCUGAGAAAGUUCUACAGACUUAUAAUGGCGCACAAAUGCCUGGUUCUGAGCAUACAUUCAGAUUGAAUUGGGCUUCUUUCAGCUCUGGUGAGAGGCGUCCUGAUGCAGGACCUGACCAUUCGAUUUUCGUAGGGGACUUGGCACCUGAUGUCACAGAUUACUUACUACAAGAGACAUUUCGUGUGAACUAUUCAUCUGUUAGGGGCGCCAAGGUUGUCACGGAUCCAAAUACUGGGAGAUCUAAAGGAUAUGGAUUUGUAAAGUUUGCUGAUGAAAAUGAGAAGACCCGUGCAAUGUCAGAAAUGAAUGGUGUGUAUUGCUCAACAAGACCUAUGCGGAUAAGUGCUGCAAUUCCUAAGAAAUCCUCUGGAUCUCAGCUUCAGUAUGGAACUGCUAAAGCGAUGUAUCCAGCAGCUGCUUAUGCUGUUCCCCAGGCCCAACCAGCUCUACCAGAUAGCGAUCUUACAAACACUACUAUAUUUAUUGGUAACUUGGACCCAAAUGCAACAGAAGAGGAGCUGAGGCAGCUAUGUGUGCAGUUUGGGGAGCUUAUAUAUGUAAAAAUUCCAGUUGGUAAAGGAUGUGGAUUUGUACAAUAUGCAUCUAGAGCAUCAGCUGAAGAGGCUGUGCAACGUCUGCAUGGCACAAUGAUUGGCCAACAAGUAGUUAGGCUUUCAUGGGGCAGAAGUCCAGCCAAUAAACAGGAUCAGUCAGCUGCGUGGACUCAGCAGGCAGAUCCUAAUCAAUGGACAGGUGCUUAUUAUGGCUAUGGGUAUGAUCCAUAUGGGUAUGCUCAGGACCCAUCAUAUGCAUAUGGUGCUUAUGCAGGAUACAGCCAGUAUCCCCAACAGGUUGAGGGAGCAACCGAUAUGGCAUCAGCUGCUGGUAGCCAUGUCCCAGGCAUGGAACAGAAGGAGGAGGUGUACGAUCCAAUGAACAUACCCGGCGUUGAGAAGCUGAAUGCUUCAUAUAUGGAUGUUCAUGGUAGUGCCAUGCUAGGACGGCACUUGUGGUUGAAGAUCUCUCCACCGUCUCAGGCAGCUUGAGCAGGCACUUGUAUCUAUCACCCAUCGUCGUCUUUUCUCAUGAAGACUGCAAUGCCGCUAGGCUGAGACAUAUUAAUUUUGAGUCACCCUCUCCGAGUAGCAAGUACAAGAGCGAGAUUAGACAUGCUGACUAACAGCUUCACGUGUGUUUGAGUGCAUCACAUGUAUGAUUAGGGGUCCUUCCGGUCUAUUUGAAUCAACGCGUUAUUGCCAAAGACGCACUUAUAUUUUACUAGCGCCAACUUUCUGGUACGCAGAAAGAUCAGAAGGUGUUUAUGUAUUCUGAUCUUUUCGUGUCCUGGAAUGCUUUUUCGUUGAACUAGGGUUUCGGCACCA
Brachypodium distachyon (stiff brome) is the source of this 1717-nucleotide messenger RNA. RefSeq names its product polyadenylate-binding protein RBP47B'. The transcript is spliced from 8 exons. Bases 125 to 1381 code for a protein of 418 amino acids. NCBI's taxonomy places the organism in Eukaryota, Viridiplantae, Streptophyta, Magnoliopsida, Poales, Poaceae. Gene Ontology annotation, cellular component: cytosol. Gene Ontology annotation, molecular function: mRNA binding. The record is from RefSeq and is a predicted model, not a curated record.